GUUUGAAGGAUUCGGAAACAGCAUGGAAAAGUUGUUUUGCUUCGGGACAUCUGGUAACCGCACUUAAAAAUGGCUCAAGGAAAGUUAAAGGUUAAAUCGAAACCACCACAAAAUAAGAAGAAACCCCAGAAAAAGGGUUCGGCAUUCAGCAAACGGAAGAAUGCGCCGAUCCAGUCGAAGAAACACAAAUUUUUGGAAGAUCAUAAACUGAAACAGGUCAUCACAAAGACGGUUAACAAAAAGAAUGAAGAUGACCUACGCAAAGUAGCGUACGAAGGACAAACCAAGCUAAGUCAAGCUCAGCUAGCGGUUCAAGAGCAUCACCGAAAACAGGCACAAAAUAGCUCUGCAUCGGAAGCAGGAUCAUCGAAAGCGUAAGAGGUUGUGCAUAAAAGAACUUAUAACUCAUUGUAUUGAAAUAUAUGGUUUAUUUUGAAAAAUAUCGGUGUUUU
Anopheles coustani is the source of this 452-nucleotide messenger RNA. RefSeq lists its product as uncharacterized. The transcript has 2 exons. The record is from RefSeq and is a predicted model, not a curated record. Bases 70 to 378 code for a protein of 102 amino acids. NCBI's taxonomy places the organism in Eukaryota, Metazoa, Arthropoda, Insecta, Diptera, Culicidae.